UCUGUAAGUUUUCAGCGUUUGGUGGAAUUUAAAUAUGAAGGAAGUGAUUCGUUCUUUCGGUACAUGGGACUACGUCGUGUUUGCUCUUCUUUUUGUGAUCUCUGCCUCGAUCGGCUUAUUCUUCGCGUUUCGAAAUCGGAAGAAAUCCAAUGAUGCUCAAGAAUACCUCAUGGGCGGACGGCACAUGCAUGCUGUGCCUGUCGCGUUUUCACUAACUGCUGGAUUUCUAUCAGCGAUUACUGUUCUCGGCACCCCUUCUGAGUUCUAUGUUUACGGAACAAUGUUUACAUAUUACUGCUUUGUGUACGUCAUAGUUGGCAUUGUUGCAUCAGAAAUAUACAUUCCGUUGUUUUACAAUCUCGGCAUUACAAGCACAUACGAGUACUUAGAGCUGCGAUUCAAUAAAUACGUUCGAGUAGCUGGUACGACCAUAUAUAUCAUAAAUCAAGUCCUCUACAUUGGUAUCGUGAUCUAUGCACCUGCAUUGGCAUUAAAUGAAGUUACCGGACUGGACCUGUGGACAUCAGUGAUCGUUACGGGUGUGGUGUGUACGUUCUAUACCACGCUGGGGGGACUGAAGGCCGUAAUAUGGACCGAUGUAUUUCAAUGCACGGUGAUGGUGGUCGGGUUUUUAGCAGUUAUCAUACAAGGUUGUAUUCGACUUGGCGGGUUCGAAAACGUUUGGAAAAUCGCAGAAAGAGGGGGAAGGAUCGAUUUUGUUCACUUUGAGGGUGAUCCCCGAGUUCGACAUACUUUCUGGUCAAUAUUAACUGGAGGAACGUUUCUCUGGACUGGGAUCUACUGUACAACACAAACGGUGGUUCAAAGAUAUUUGUGCUGCAGAACACUCAAUCAUGCCCGACUGUCGGUAUAUCUAAAUGCAGUUGGCGUGGCAACGAUCGCUAUACUGGCGGGGAUGGCGGGUUUAACAAUGUACGCUUAUUACGUCGAAUGUGACCCAUUCUCGGCCGGGUGGGUGUCGGCGACUGAUCAACUGAUGCCUUAUUUUGUGAUGGAUAUUCUGUACGAGUUCCCUGGAUUACCUGGCGUGUUUUUAUGUAGUACGUUCAGCGGCACAUUGAGCACCGUUUCAUCGGGAAUUAAUGCAAUGGCAGCAGUGACGUUAGAAGAUUAUAUAAAACCAAUCAAAAAGGAUCUUUCGCAGCGAGCCGAAGUUUGGAUUUCUAAGAUACUGGUUAUAUUUUUCGGGGGCUGUUGCCUUGCCAUGUCUGCUCUAGCUUCGAACCUGGGCGGAGUUUUAAAUGCUGCGCUCAGCAUCAACGGAAUGAUAUCCGGUCCCAUGGUGGCGCUGUUCACCAUGGGCUGGGCGUUUCCUUGGAUCAAUUCAUGGGGCGCAUUAAGUGGUGUAAUCGUCGGCGUGGGACUCGCAACGUGGAUAUACAUUGGUAGCACGAUAUACCCGCCCUCAAAUGAAUUUGUAAGAAAGCUAUAUCUUAGCACGGAGUCAUGCGAGUAUGGAAAUACAUCUACAAGCAUAAACUACACCACCGUUGCUCCUUUAACUACGCCUAAUUUCACUUUACCCACACCUCCAGCGCCCCCGAUCGCCGAUUGGUAUGCGAUGUCAUAUUUAUAUUACGGUGUGUUUGGAUUCGUAGCCGCACUUGUGGUCGGGCACAUAGUAAGCUUUGCAACCGGCUUCCAGAAACCAAGCGAGCUCCCUCCAGGUGUCACCAUUGCAUUUUUCGACCACCCUCUCUUCGGUUGGUUGCCAAAGCAGGCCCGAAAGUUUUUACGGUGCGGGGUCCAAUACAACGAGGCUGAAAAAUCGAAUUUGAAAAGUGAAAAGUUCGAUACCGUCUCGAUGAAAACCGAUAACAAUGGCUCGCUGGACAAGAGUAAAGAUAAUCACGCUUAUAGCGCUGACACCGAUAGUACCGACUCUACGGUUAUGGAUUACACCAAAUUAUGAAAGUUGUAUCGAACAUAAAUAGUUUGCGUUGCUUUAGACUCAAUUAUCACUAAGAAUAUCUAUCUAGCUAUGUAGAAAUACAAUACACAUCAGUCUG
This is a messenger RNA of Ciona intestinalis (vase tunicate), 2030 nucleotides long. NCBI's taxonomy places the organism in Eukaryota, Metazoa, Chordata, Ascidiacea, Phlebobranchia, Cionidae. The record is from RefSeq and is a predicted model, not a curated record.